GAUGCCCAUUAGUAAGUGUGUAGAUUGAGGCCACCGCUAUGUGGUGCUGUGGAGCAGGGUUAGUUGUGCGUUGCGUGUAGGGAAUGGUAACUGCAGCAGGAGUGUAGCCUGGAAAUUCAGGAACAAAAAAAAAGGUGAUUGCAGUACCAGCUUUGCGCCUGCUUGAAAGGGGUGGAGAGUUGCUUCGUUUUGCAAGAUUGUCCAACGAUAUAUGACUACUUGAAGGAUUCUCAUUUGAAAGGACUCCCAUCAACACAAGCAGCAAGAAUCUCAAACCUGUUAGAUAAGCUCAAGUACUGAGGCUGUUUCGGAACUACCUCCUGGAUCCCUCUACCUAUCUCACUUGUAGUCACACCUUCUGACCCUCACCACUGACUAAAUUCAAGGCUCUACGCUGAAUUUGUUGUCUAUGCAGCAGCCUCUCUCGACUGGACAUGGAGCACCUCUGCAGAACAGCAGUACUGCUCCAGAAUGUCAUCAGCAAGUGCCAAGUAAAGCACCACUUGCCCCCACAGCUGGACUAUACGACUUUACUUACUACCAGAAUAACUACCAGGCAUCUGUCCACAACAUUGUCAGACCUUCUUUAUGUCCUACAUCAUUGGGUACUCCUCAAGGACCUGGUCAGAUGCACAAUGCGCUUCCCUUGGGUCCUAAUUUGAUCGCUGCGGGCCCUCGGUUUGACCCGGUGUUUGUAAGCACUCCUCCGCAAGUUGGUUAUGUUCCAAGUGGUGGACACUAUCCUGGUCAAGUUCACUACAAUGUACCUUCUCAAAGUACUACUCAGGGUAUUCCCCCCAGUUCUUCUUAUCCUGGUUUCUCAUAUCAUCAUCCAAUGCCUGUUUUCAAUACCCAAUAUAAUGCUCAUUUAACCUCACAGACUGUUCAUCCUGUUGCCGCUCAGCCUUUAGUCGGUGUCUUAUCCGGUCAUGUGAAACCACUGCCAGAAACUGGCCAGAGACCCAUUCAAGCAUCUUUUCAGCCUUAUCCUGCUGGUGAUGCUGCUGCGUCAUGGCAACCCUUACCCAGAGCUUUGAUGACAACAUCAACAGGGCCUGUUAUCAAUCUGCCUGCUGUUGCUUCCUCUGCAAAUAGCCAGACAAGUACAGGUCCACCCCUUUCAAUGCCCCAUCAUAUCAACCAAAGUUAUCAACCCGACAGAGCGAAAGUAGCAACAUUUCCAGCCAUUGGGGCACCUCUUGCAAGGAGGCCACCUUCUUCAGUUGAUCCACCAGUAUCAUCCUCUGCAUCACCAGCUCCUGCCACAGAAGCACACCAUGAUUCAACAUCUUCAGCUACCACAGCUCCUGCUCCUUCUGAUCCAUGUCCAUUGAAGAGUACUAAACCAUUUGGUUACGCUUAUCCAACUCUCCAACCUGGCUACCAGAACGUAGCUUCUCCUUCACAUUCUGUCAAUCAGCCUAUUGGCCCAGGAUAUUCUCCAGGGCCUCAGCAGUUUACUCAGCCCUUUUCCAGUGUUAAUCAGCUGUCGUCAAACAUGGAGGGUCUAAACUUGCGGAAUAAACGGCGGACUGAAGCUCUGAGGCAAGUCAGUCUGCUUCAAGAGCGGGAUAUCCUUCCACCUGUUCCAAACCUGAUCCCUCAAUCCAAUUUAAGUCCAGAACUGAAAAAACUUAACUGCAGCCCAGACUUAUUCCGAUGCACUCUGAUGAAUAUCCCUCAGACCCAGGCUUUGCUGAACAAAGCAAAACUUCCUCUUGGAUUAUUGCUUCAUCCCUUCAGAGACCUGACGCAUUUGCCCGUGAUUACAUCGAGCACCAUUGUCAGAUGCCGAACCUGCAGGACAUACAUUAAUCCGUUUGUAUCCUUCCUUGACCAAAGGAGGUGGAAGUGCAAUCUGUGUUAUCGAGUCAAUGAUGUACCUGAAGAAUUUAUGUAUAAUCCUUUGACACGUUCGUAUGGUGAACCACACAAAAGGCCAGAGGUUCAAACUGCAACCGUGGAGUUCAUCGCUUCUUCAGAUUAUAUGCUGCGACCACCUCAACCUGCUGUCUACCUCUUCGUUUUUGACGUUUCCCAUAAUGCAGUGGAAUCAGGAUACCUGAACAUUUGUUGUCAGUCAUUGUUAGAAAACUUUGACAAGUUGCCUGGAGAUUCAAGGACCAGAAUAGGAUUUAUUACAUUUGAUAGCACAAUUCACUUCUUCAACUUGCAGGAAGGCUUGUCGCAGCCUCAAAUGUUGAUUGUGUCAGAUAUUGAAGAUAUCUUCCUGCCUACUCCAGACAGCUUGAUGGUAAACUUACAUGAAAGCAAGGAGCUUAUUAAAGAUUUACUGAAAGUAUUGCCGACAAUGUUCACCAACACAAGAGAGACCCACAGUGCUUUGGGCCCAGCUUUGCAGGCUGCAUUUAAACUUAUGUCUGCAACAGGGGGCCGCAUAUCUGUAUUCCAAACACAGCUACCAUCCAUAGGUGUUGGUUGCCUUCUAUCAAGGGAAGACCCUAAUCAGAGAUCCACCACAAAGGGUGUGCAACACCUUGCUCCAGCCACAGACUUUUAUAAGAAGUUUGCUUUGGACUGCUCAGGCCAGCAGGUGGCAGUGGAUCUAUUUCUACUGAGUGGACAGUAUACUGACCUGGCGUCGCUUGCUUGCAUGUCAAAAUACUCUGCUGGAUCGGUCUUCUAUUAUCCAUCAUUCCAUCACAUUCACAAUCCUGCUCAGGUGGAGAAGUUUCAGAAAGACCUCAAACGGUAUCUCAUCAGAAAAAUUGGAUUUGAGGCGGUUAUGAGGAUACGUUGUACCAAAGGUCUUUCCAUUCAUACUUUCCAUGGAAACUUCUUUGUACGUUCCACUGAUCUGUUGUCCCUUGCCAACAUAAAUCCUGAUUCCGGAUUCACUGUGCAAAUGUCUAUUGAUGAAAAUCUGGUCGAUACAUCAAUCGUAUGUUUUCAGGCUGCAUUGCUUUACACUUCAAGUAAAGGCGAGCGUCGGAUUCGAGUGCAUACUUUGUGUCUACCUGUUGUGAACUCUGUGGCUGACGUUUAUGCGGGAGCAGAUGUGCAGGCUAUUACUUGUCUUUUAGCUACUAUGGCGGUUGAUCGAUCAGUUUCCUCGAGUUUAUCUGAUGCCAGAGAUGCCUUGGUAAAUGCUGUAGUUGAUUCCUUAUCUGCAUAUCGUUCCACCGUUUCUAACCUCCAGCGAUCCGUGUUAGUCGCUCCCAACUCCCUCAGGCUGUUUGCUCUUUAUAUUCUGGCUCUACUGAAACAGCAAGCAUUCAGAACAGGCACUAGCACUCGAUUGGAUGAAAGGGUCUUUGCCAUGUGUGAGAUGAAGACACAGCCAUUAGUUCAUCUGAUGCUUACAAUUCAUCCUAACUUGUACAGAAUAGACAAUCUGUCUGAUGAGGGUUCCAUCAUUGUCGGUGACAAAACUAUUCCUCAGCCACCUAUUCUGCAACUUUCUGCGGAGAAGCUGUCAAAAGAGGGUGCUUUCUUGAUGGACUGUGGUUCUGUGAUGUACCUCUGGAUUGGCAAAAACUGCAGCAACAAUUUUAUUAGUGAAGUGCUUGGAUUUCCUAAUUAUGCUUCUAUACCACAAAAUAUGACUCAUCUACCAGAAUUAAAUACAAUCUUAUCUCAAAGAACAAAUGAUUUUGUUUCCUGGCUUCGAGACAGCAGACCAUUCUUAUCGAUUAUUUACGUUGUGAAUGAUGAUGGUCCAAUGAAAGCAAACUUUUACCAGAAGUUGGUGGAAGACAGAACCGAAUCUGCGUUGUCAUAUUAUGAAUUCCUCCUUCACAUUCAGCAGCAAAUCUCCAAAUAACAACAGUUACAGUUUGAGAGUUGGAAUUGAUCGUUUUGACAGGAGGGUUGAGACAAUACAGUCAUCUGAGGCAAAUGUGCAUUUAUCUUGGAGGAUGGAUUUCCGUUGAGGUACAAUAUGAGGUGGAUAACUUCAACAAUCUUUCAGUCCUGAUGAAGGUUUUUAACCCUGGUAGGAAUAUGAAAAGCUGGUUAGUAAAAUUUGCAACCUUGCAGAAUAAAUUCUUGAAGUUACUAUGCUGUAAUGUAUAUUUCUGCUCUAAAAUACAGAGAGAUGAAAAUGUCAUUGUACUGAUAGAAUGCUAAUAAUAGCAUUAAAGAAUGGGCCUGAUUUGUUUUAUUCUAGAUAGAGCAGGAGCUUACAGGCCUUGUUACUGAAUACAAAUAGAAUGGAUUUAUUUAUUACCAUGUAUAAGCCCGGGUUAUUCAUUAUUUUGUUAACUUUUUCAUCUAAUUAAUUUUCCUGUGUGUAAUGUAUUAGUGUAUAUGUUGAUUUUUCACUGGUAUUGGGUAGAGAUGAUGACUGUACACGCUUAUGCAGGUAGGAAUUUAUAUUGUUAGCAAAUACAGUCUGUAUUAAAGUAAAAGCGAAGGUCAUUGCAGGGCUGUUGAAUGUGGUUUAGAGAUGCACAUUACAAAAUUCAAUGUGUACAUAGAAAAUUUAACUAACUUUGUAAGUAAUGUACAAAUAAAGUAUCAAUCUAACUUUAGGUUCUAUUAAAAAUGAAAGAAUAAACUGUAUGCAACAGUGUUGAACGUUUUUGUGAUCAAAUUCCUCCGGCCUCACUCAGGCCACUUGAGGCUAGCAAGAAUUUAAAUGCAGGUAUUCUGUGCCAUCUUCCAGUUUAACUGGCAAAGACUACAUUUGUUAAAAAACACUCAUUAUAUCUCAUUGUAAUUCUGUUUUGCAUUUUUCAUGCAAUUAAUUUCUGACCAGCUAUUGAUUAAAAGAGAUCUGCCGGAUUUUUAA
Messenger RNA from Rhincodon typus (whale shark), 4753 nucleotides. It is a transcript of the gene sec24b, whose product is annotated as SEC24 homolog B, COPII coat complex component. Gene Ontology annotation, biological process: COPII-coated vesicle cargo loading; endoplasmic reticulum to Golgi vesicle-mediated transport; intracellular protein transport. NCBI's taxonomy places the organism in Eukaryota, Metazoa, Chordata, Chondrichthyes, Orectolobiformes, Rhincodontidae. Gene Ontology annotation, cellular component: COPII vesicle coat; endoplasmic reticulum exit site. The transcript is spliced from 24 exons. Bases 410 to 3784 code for a protein of 1124 amino acids. The record is from RefSeq and is a predicted model, not a curated record. Gene Ontology annotation, molecular function: zinc ion binding; SNARE binding.